Symbiodinium sp. CCMP2592 is the source of this 1536-nucleotide messenger RNA. Lineage: Eukaryota; Dinophyceae; Suessiales; Symbiodiniaceae. The record is from the annotation of a GenBank genome assembly.
AUGGGUUCGGUGCCACUGCGGGUUGUGGUGCUGCUCGGCGUCGCUGGAUGCGCAGCCGACGAGCAGUGCGAGCACCUGGUACAGGGGGUCCAGGUGCACAGGAUCAGCGUCCAAUGGAGCUUUGCGGCCUGGGCUGCAGGGAUCUUCGUAGGCUUGACUCGUCCCGAGUUCGGGGUCUUCGUUCUUGUCCAGGGGUCGCUGCACUGCCUCGGAGACUGCCGCGGCUGCUACGACGCUCUUGGCGAAUUGUCCUUGGACCGACGCCCGGAUCGCAAAGAUGUCUUGCUCAUCGAAGAAGGUGAAAGUGCGGCGGAUGAUGACUUGUGUUGCGGAACGCAGCAUCGGAAGCAGAACGAGAUAGAACGAGUGAUUCUGCACGGAGAUGCCUGUGAGGCCACAGCCGAAGACAUCGAAGCCUGGUUGGCUGCUCCGGAGGUCUGUGAUGCCCACCUGAUGUUCCCUGUGGACAUCCAGCGUCAGGCAUGGAGCCUGGCCGCAGCCCCUGAGGAGUACCUUCGCUUUCGGGGGGCGGAGCAGGACAAACGCAGUGCGCGAGAACUGUGCCAGUCCCUCCAGCUGCUUUCAAUCUCGGCGUGGCAAGGAGCCCGGCGCUCAGCGCUGUCAUGUCGCGACCAGGAGAUCAGCUGCCUGAAGCCUCGACGGGAGAAUGCCAUGCGCGUGCUGUCGCGGCAGUGGAAGGAGACGUCCAGGCGGGCUGCCGGCGCAGCCACCGCAUCUGUCGACAUCUCCUUCGCUGGGAAUGAGACUCCUACUCUUUUACAGGCUCUGGCAUCUUCGGGGCAGCUGGCUCUGUCCCAGGCGAUGGGUGCAUCCCUGGAGGAGCUUGAACCUCUGGGAUCUGAUGGCGGGGCGGAUGCAGCCCUGGCUGUCCUGGCCAUGGAGCUCGGGCGCCUGGCCCGGCAGGUCAUGGAGCACUCGCGGACCAUCUGGGGACUGAAGCAGCUGGCUCUGGAGCUCUCCGAUGUGUAUCCCAACAUCCAGAGCCAGCUGCCUACAUAUCGUUUCCAGACGCGCUUCUACGGCAGGCAUUUCGACGUUCUCGAGCGCCUACUGGACGGCCUGGAGAAGCAGAAAGGCCAGCCUGAUCUCGAGAUUCGCAUGGCCGAGUUGGGUGUCGCAUGUGGGCCCAUGGGCCUCCACUUGCUCGCGCGUUUCCCACAACUCCGCUACUUCGGCGCUGAUCCGACAAUCAAGGACGAGGUGAGGGAGGCAUACUCGCCCUACGCCGCGCGUGCGGAGCUGCACGCCACAACGAGUGAAGAGAUGCAUCAAGCGUUGGCAGACAAAGAGCCCAUGGACAUCGUCUUCGUGGAUGGUCCACAUACCUAUGCGAACGUGAGAAACGACCUCCAUCUUUGGGAGCCACGCGUGAAGAAAGGCGGCAUCAUCGCUGGGCACGACUUCACUGUGAGGCAUCCACCAUUACUAUGGGCGGUCUCUGAGUACAGGAUGACGACGGACGGCACAUAUAUCAACUUGGCGAUGGACGGUGUCUGGUGGUGGCAAGUGACAUGA